Molecule: messenger RNA, 1487 nt
Organism: Octopus bimaculoides (California two-spot octopus)
Lineage: Eukaryota; Metazoa; Mollusca; Cephalopoda; Octopoda; Octopodidae
Product: neuronal membrane glycoprotein M6-a
Biological process (GO): neuron projection development
Cellular component (GO): plasma membrane
Source: RefSeq, a predicted model, not a curated record
UUUAAUUUUUCUUUUCAGGUUGGAAACUAUUCAAGAUAUAUUUUUAAUUAUUGCCAUUACAAUGGCACUUUAUGUAGUUUUCCUUCUUGUAUUUGGUAUAUUAGUGACUGGUGCCACACAUCGUCAUGUGUAUGGUGGAAUGUCAUGCAUAAUGGGGGGACAGACAUCAGCGAUUUUUUUAAUGGCUCUAACAUAUAUUUGCAAUAUAAUAUGGAUCCUUAUUAUAUCGGCGUGUAUUGUACCAAUUCUUUUAUAUGCUAUGUUCAUUGAACUUUGUAAUCAACAUGUAUUCAACAAAAAAGCAGAUGAUAUAAAAUUUUGUAUGGAUCUCAGUAAUUUUGGUAUAUUUAGUAACAGCUCCCAGAAAAUUGUCGGAGGUUUGACUGCAACUCCUCUUUGCUCACCAACCACUCUGCGACGGAUGUGUACUCGUACUGAAGAAUCUGGUCAACUCUUUAUUGUUGCUUAUAUUGGUGCAUUUUGCACCUCACUUGCAAUGGCCCAUUUUAUGACUAUCUUGGCAUCUAAUUAUACUCGCAUGAAACUGUCCAAAGAACUCACAGAUUACAGAAAUGCCGUGGAAAUGACUUCAUGAUUUUAACAUCAACAUCAUUCUAUGUUUUAUCAUCAUUGAUCCUUUCUAAAUGUUGUGCAGCACAAAACGUUUUUACCUGCUCAGAAAACUCUGGAAGUUUUCUUAUAUUUAAACACUUUCCAUUGUAAUUCCAUUAUCGUACACUGGUAUCUUUUAUAUUGUACAGUUUUGUCCAAAAGUGUGAAAUCAAAAUGAAUUUUGUAUAGACAAGUAGAAUCAUUAUCUAAUACAAGAAGACAAAGCUCUUUCGUGGAUAAGACUGCAUUGUGAAUCUCAAUCAAAAGUUGCAAGAAAAUAGAUUUAUUUUUCUAUUUUGCUAACAUCAUAGCAGAUCAUAAUCAACUGAUCAUAAUUGCUUGAAGUGUUUUGUAAAAUAUUGUAAAGUUAAAUGUGAAAUCAUCUUUGCUGUAUUAAACUAUAGUCUAGCAUGUUUGUGUGUAGAACAGUCGCAACAUUCCAAAUGUAUUUCAUCAUGAGUUACACUUGAGAUUUAUAGAGGGGGAGUAGUAACUCAUCGAUAUAGAAGACAUUUCUGGUGUUAAGAAACCUAGUUUUUGUGAUGUAAAUAUAGAGAUACUGUCCAAAUGGUUUCACCACAAGAUAUUAAUUGUGAUGUCUAGCAGCCUAGAAGUUUUAGUGAAUUAAAAAAAUUUUAGUCCUGGCUGGUUCCUGCAAAGGGACAUUACAAUGUAAAGCUGUUUCUUUAAUGCGUUGAUUUACUCUUUUACUUGUUUCAGUCAUUUGACUGUGGCCAUGCUGGAGCACCAUCUUUAGUCGAGCAAAUCGACCCCAGGACUUAUUCUUUGUAAGCCUAGUACUUAUUCUAUCGGUCUCUUUUGCUGAAUCGCUAAGUUACAGGGAUGUAAACACACCAGCAUCGGUUAUCAAGUGA